Messenger RNA from Phanerochaete carnosa HHB-10118-sp, 713 nucleotides. RefSeq lists its product as uncharacterized. NCBI's taxonomy places the organism in Eukaryota, Fungi, Basidiomycota, Agaricomycetes, Polyporales, Phanerochaetaceae. Gene Ontology annotation, molecular function: protein binding. The annotation marks the transcript as partial. The record is from RefSeq and is a predicted model, not a curated record. The transcript has 2 exons.
AGUUCUGCAGAAACCGACGUUAACACGUCAUGUCGGAGUCACCGAUAUCACUAAAUCGAUCUCCAGAUGUCUGGUACGACGACGGGAACGUUGUCUUGCAGGUAGACGACACUCUGUUCAAAUUGUAUAAAGGGAUCCUCAGCAACGAGUCGGCUGUAUUUCAAGACAUGUUCUCGCUGCCGCAACCGGACACUGGCGUGGAGUCAUACGACGGGUGUCUUCUUGUCAAACUCCAUGACGAUCUCGUUCACAUGAAACUGUUCCUCUUGGCUACUUCCCCUCCCUACGAAUUCCUUAUCUCAGGGUACCUGCAUCGAAUACGCCAUGAUCCUGCAGAUGGCUUGCGCAAACGAAUUAUCACCAUCCUGCAAUGCACCUACCCGGACACUCUGGAGGAAUGGGAACUCGUCGUCCGAGCGGGAUCGCAUCAUUUGUCCACGCAUCUGCUGCACAGACUUCCGCUAGACGAUAUCGACUCUCACAUCGCCAUCAUUAGCGCAGCAAGGAACGCCGACGCGCAAGUCCUCAUUCCCGCCGCAUGAACCGUCUGUUUCAGCGCGACAUUGAGACGAUCGUCACCGCCGCACGCACAUUCGGCCUAGACGCGACGCUCUCGCGCACGCACACGUUCACGUUGCUCUUCUCCAACGACAUGCGCAUGUACGACGAGUGCCGCUCCGUCCCCCAGUGCUACGCCGUCCGACGCAUCUUCC